Molecule: messenger RNA, 486 nt
Organism: Dentiscutata erythropus
Lineage: Eukaryota; Fungi; Glomeromycota; Glomeromycetes; Diversisporales; Gigasporaceae
Source: the annotation of a GenBank genome assembly
AUGACAAGUCUUGAAAAAGAAAGCACGAAUGAGCUCUCUGUUUCUAGUAAUAACUCUGCUUCUAACUUAACACAUUCAAACAAGAGACAAAGAACUUGUGGUCCUAGCUUUGAUGAGAUAUGGUCAUUUUUUUUAAAAGGAUCUAGCAGGGGUAGCGGACAUUAUAGAGUGAAUUGUUAUUAUUGUCUAACUGGUUGGAAACGUGGAAAACCACAAGUUAUAAAAGCACAUUUAGCCAACCAUUGUGAACUUUGUCCUGAAAAUAUUAGUAAUUAUUGGCGCCAAAAAUUAAUUGAAGAAGCAAAUACAAUUCAUAGUCAAAUAGUUAAUUUACAAGAUGCAAACUGUAUUCUUUUAAAAUUAAAAUGCCGAAUUGAUCAAUCAUUAUUAAAGGCAUGGGUAAUGACUGGAAUUCCAUUUAAUGUGAUUGAAAAUCCUUUCAUAAAGGAUUUAUUUAAAAAAUUAAAAUAUGAUCCACCAUCAUGA